Aricia agestis (brown argus) is the source of this 1327-nucleotide messenger RNA. RefSeq names its product collagen and calcium-binding EGF domain-containing protein 1-like. Gene Ontology annotation, molecular function: calcium ion binding. Bases 17 to 1315 code for a protein of 432 amino acids. The record is from RefSeq and is a predicted model, not a curated record. Gene Ontology annotation, cellular component: plasma membrane. NCBI's taxonomy places the organism in Eukaryota, Metazoa, Arthropoda, Insecta, Lepidoptera, Lycaenidae. The transcript is spliced from 9 exons.
UCCGCGCGCAGUCGAGAUGCGCGCGCCGACGGCGUUUGCCGUCCUCCUGCUGGCUCCUGCUGCCUUGGUGUUUUGUCGACAGGACGACGGGUAUUUCGCCGAAGACGGUUACCAUGACGACGGUUUCGACGUCAUGGACGAGAUGAGCUGCCCGUCGGACCGGCUGCAGCGUUCGCGCGAGAUGUGUCACGUGGGCGGUAUGGACAUGCAGUGUAUCCGCGUGCGGUGCUGCGCCGGGUACCGCCACGUCGCCGGCCGGUGUAUUCCAGAGUCCAUGGACCCGUGCAGCUUGCAGCUGUGUGAGCAGGCGUGCUCGGUGGUGGAGGAGCGGUUGUGGUGCAGCUGCCACCAGGGGUUCCGGUUCGAUGCCGACAGCUACAGACGGAGGACGCAGCCGUAUUGCGUCGACAUUGACGAGUGUGCAGUCGACAACGGCGGUUGUCAGCAGCGGUGUGUCAACGACCCCGGUGGCCAUCACUGCGAGUGCUCCUCACCCUACACCCUGGCCAACGACGGCAGAAAGUGCAUCCAGCCUAUACCCAUCGCGCUACCGGAGCCUCUCCCGCUCAUCCGAGCGUCUUCUCGCUGCUACGCGCCGUGUGACACUGUCUCGUGGCUGUCGCGAAAGGUCAAGCAGUUGACAGACCAGCUGAGGACCACGCAGGGGAUACUGAAGAAGCUGUUGGAAAACCCCGCGUUGAAAGGAGAAGAGGAUGACCGCUUCGCGGAGGGCACGUAUAUGUACCGCGUGCUGGACGCCACAGCGCCGCUAGAGGGCGGGUACUGCCGCUGCGAAAGAGGACCGAGGGGUCCACCUGGCCCACCAGGUAUGGAAGGCCCCAAAGGUGACGCCGGGGCCCGGGGGCCGCGCGGCGCUCGGGGGCCAAAGGGCUCCCUGGACCUCAUGCUGCUGCUGCUGGCUGACAUGCGACACGACAUACAUAACCUGGAGGCCAGGUUGUACAAGGAUGGAGAACGUCCAGAGCGAUUUAAUCUGCAAAAGGCGUGGCGACGACAGAAGAAACUGGAGAAGUUAGACAAGGAGAACAGAAGAGAGCAGGAGCUCGAAGCGUACACCGCGCCGGCCGUGCAGGCCAGAGAUAAUGCGGUUGAUGUCUCGCCUGAAGGAGAAUACAGCGAAGUAUACCACGAAGAGUCGACCACAGAUUCGCGAUCGAUGUACCAGGACAGCACGGAGGCGCAGGAGAUAUCUGAGAUGGACGCGAAGCUGCGCCAGCUGCACAUGCUGGCCAACAUCACGCGGCAGGACGAUGAUGAUGAGCAGGACACAGAUUACGAUUAUAGUUUCUAUUAAAUUAUGUUAAGA